Yarrowia lipolytica CLIB122 is the source of this 729-nucleotide messenger RNA. RefSeq lists its product as uncharacterized. Gene Ontology annotation, molecular function: translation initiation factor activity. Gene Ontology annotation, cellular component: cytoplasm; eukaryotic translation initiation factor 3 complex. The record is from RefSeq and is a predicted model, not a curated record. Lineage: Eukaryota; Fungi; Ascomycota; Dipodascomycetes; Dipodascales.
AUGGCCAGCUGGGACGACGAAGACUUUGAGGUGCCUGCCGCUGCCACCCCCGCAGUCCCCGCCAACUGGGAUGACGACGAAGAGGAGGACGUCAUGGACUCCUGGGAUGCUGAGGAGCCCACCAAGGCACCCGGACCCAAGACCACCGUGGCUGCCCCCAAGAAGGCCCAGCGACAGCAGAUCGCCAAGAUCGAGCGAGAGAUGGCUGCCAUGAAGCUCAAGCCUGAGGAUGCUUCCACCAAGCGAGACCGACAGCGACAGGCCGAGCUCGACUCCGACAUGAUGAACGCUUCUGAGCUGUUUGGUGGCACUGGAGGUAUUGCUGACAGCGCUGCAAAGGCUGAGGCCGCUCCUGCUCCCGCUGCCCCUGCCGCUCCCAUGAAGUUGUCGGAUCUGGCAAUCUUCCACCCCAAGGAGAAGAAGGACUUCACCAACCUCAAGGAGACUCUGGCCCCCAUCCUCACAGACCUUAACAAGACCAGCCCACUGGCCUACCCCGACUUUGCCAUCACCUUCACCAAGGCUCUGGCUGAGCCCCUCAAGGUCGAGCAGCUCCGAAAGCUCAUCUCUACCCUGAACGCUUACCAGAAUGAGAAGAUUCGAGAGGAGAAGGCUGCUCGAGGUAAGAAGAAGAAGCCCGGUCUUGCUGCUGCCUCCGCCAAGAUCAAUGACGAUAAGGAUACUUCUACCUUCAACGACAACUUCGAUGAUUUUGACGAUUUCAUGUAA